ACCACCUGCACUGCUGUCCUGAAGACAUGUUGUGCAGUGUUAUGGACUCCAUGUGUAUAAACGCCACACAUACACUGCUGUUUGUGGAGAGGAUACCGGCUAAACAGACAGACCUUCCCAAAUCGUUCAGAAUGAUUCCCUCAUUACCUGCAAGUGAAGACGACAUCACCUGUCCUGAUGGCUCCUUCUGUCCUGCUGAGUUCUCCUGUCUGCUGAUGGCUUCAUCAUAUGGGUGCUGUCCUGUAGCACAGGGCCUUGUGUGCUCAGACGGGAAACACUGCUGCCCAAAAGACCAUGAAUGCAGUGCAGACAGCAGUUCCUGUGUCAAACUAAAAGAACCAGUCAAGGCUGUUCUUUGUGGAAAUGGGACCUCAGAGUGUCCCGUAGACACCACAUGUUGUGAGACAGAAGAUGGUCAGUGGGCGUGCUGCCCCAUGCCAAAG
Molecule: messenger RNA, 443 nt
Organism: Sinocyclocheilus rhinocerous
Lineage: Eukaryota; Metazoa; Chordata; Actinopteri; Cypriniformes; Cyprinidae
Product: granulins-like
Exons: 4
Cellular component (GO): extracellular region
Source: RefSeq, a predicted model, not a curated record